Molecule: messenger RNA, 1896 nt
Organism: Morus notabilis
Lineage: Eukaryota; Viridiplantae; Streptophyta; Magnoliopsida; Rosales; Moraceae
Product: zinc finger CCCH domain-containing protein 6
Exons: 4
Coding region: 305-1645 (446 amino acids)
Molecular function (GO): metal ion binding
Source: RefSeq, a predicted model, not a curated record
UUUCCUUGGAUGGCUCUGUGGCGCCCUCUGGCCUAUGAACAUCAUCGAUCGGUGUCUUCUGAGUCUUCGCGAUUCGAUUCGAUUCGAUUUGAUUCGAUUCUGUAAAGCUUCUGAAUUUGGGAGAAGUUUUUGUUGAGGGAUUUGAUUGAGGACGAAGUAAAGAUUAGGGUUUCGAAUCUUAGUUAGUAGGGCUUUACAUUGGUUUGAUCGGACCUGUAAAUCUAAUCCCAGGAAUUGGAGAACGAAGUGAUUUUGUUGUUGUUGUUGUUGUUCGUGAAUUAUUUUUUUUAUUGGUUCGGUAAAUAUGCGGGAAUCGCACAAAUCGAAAAGGGUCUCUUGGGCUUCAGAUGUUAACCUUUGUCAGGUUAGGCUGUUUCUAUCAGAAGAAUCUCCUUCACAAGUCGGAUUAGAUUCUCAAGAUCAUCUUCAAGCGAAGACAUCAUGGCUAUCACAUUCAACAGGAACAGGCUCUGAUGAUGUUCUGCCUCCUGGAUUCGAAGGAUCUCAUCCUGCAAAUCUGUUACAAACCAAAUUGUCCCAAAUUCCUACCAUCAAAUGGAGAUGUCCUCCAAGGUUCGUGCUCGACUUGACCUGGCAAGUUGUUGCCGGGGAUGAAAGCGAAGAGGCUGGAAUUCAGAAUCAGAGGGAGAUGAGAGUACUUGAAGCAGUUUAUCCACGCCCAUCUGCAAUUCCACCAAAUCCCUCAGGUAUGUUGAAUGUGGAAGAUUCUCGCUAUGAUGAUGGGCAAACUCCAUCGAUACCCAUUACUCCCAUUGAAGACGAAGAUGUAGCAACAGAUACAUCGUCUGAACCUAUGGCGCAAUAUGAUCUUCCCAUAAGCUCACAGUCCCUUCAACAACCCAUUGGAGUUCCAUCUUCAUCGCAACACAGUGCAAUGAACAUGGCAAAUCUUCCUGUCCCUGAGAGGCAGGCGGCUGGAACGGCUCUUAGUGCAGAACCUGGUUUUCUUGCUGCUGCCUUGACCGAACUUGCCAACAAUAAUGAGCGUGGGAACUUGAUUGACCAUGAAUUGCUUAUUAAAAUUCUUAGCAACCCAAAGAUGGUUGAGAAAUUGGUGACCGAUUAUGGAGCCACCACCACUAACAACACACAGAACACAACCACAUCAAGAUCACCAUCUGUGGCCAUUUCAGAGCCACCACCUGCCCAGGUUAUUAGGACACCCUCCAGCAUACCUAUGUCAGCUGCUGUAUCAAAUGGACCUCUCUAUCCCCAGCCAAAUGGGGCUGCAAUGGGACACCUUCCUAAUUCCCGGGUUCCUCCUCCCCCGUCUAUUUCCGUUCCCUGCCCGCCUUCUCAUGUAGCUGCUCCACCAAAAGACAUGAGUUACUACAAGAGCUUGAUUCAGCAACAUGGAGGAGAGAGGCAAGAGGCCCUUUCACAAUAUGGCAACCGCUAUUGCCACCAACCGGUACCAAAUCAGGAACCAGUAAACGGCCACAAGCCGAGAGAGUCGAAGCCUAAGAUAAUGAAACCUUGCAUAUACUUUAAUAGUUCAAGGGGUUGCCGACAUGGAGCCAAUUGUGCAUAUCAGCAUGAUGCAUCAUUCCAGCAGCGGGGGAGUUCCGUGCCUGAGAUGCAGAGUGCAAAGAGACCGAAAUUCGAUAGAGAGAUUAGCAGUUAAAAAAUGUAGUUUUCUCGUUUGUACAUUCUUUUGAGAGGGGUCUCGAUUCAGCUUGGAUUUUAUCUUUCUUGCCAGCCUGUUUUUAAAAGAAAAUCACAAAUUGCUUAAUUUAUUUUAUCUUCCUUGCUUAGAACGUUAAGAUUUUUUUUUUCUUUUUUUCAAGAGUUAUGGUGUCAGAAUGAAUUUGCAGCAGAAUGAAUUUGCAGCAACAGACAACGUGCAGCAACAGACAACGUGCAUUUUCUCAUUUU